This is a messenger RNA of Heterostelium album PN500, 1230 nucleotides long. RefSeq lists its product as uncharacterized. The transcript has 5 exons. The record is from RefSeq and is a predicted model, not a curated record. The coding region runs from base 1 to 1230 and encodes 409 amino acids. NCBI's taxonomy places the organism in Eukaryota, Evosea, Eumycetozoa, Acytosteliales, Acytosteliaceae.
AUGGAGAUUUUGCCACAAAAUAAUUAUUUAUCAUAUUUGGCCUCGGCAGGUGCUUCCAAUUUGCAAUUACAAAAUAUAUUGUUUGGAAAUGGCGAGAAUCCAUUUGCAUCCACUGCAAGCUACAUGAAGCAAGGUUCAUCCACCUCCACCACUCCAACGUCCAACUCGCCAUCGCCCUCACCAAACUCGAUGAUCAGUAUCAACCAAGCAAACUGGAGAAAGUGUUGCACCAACGCAUCAUGUCUGCUAUGCACUCGUGGCACCCCACGCUGUCUCUCAAUGAACCAUCCAUCAUGGACUUUGAUUCUGCGUGUUGUAUUUUACGCUCUUGCCCAGAUUCACCAGGACAAAGAGUUUUUCAACCUCAAGAAGGAAGUCAGCAAACAAUUCGAAGCUCUCCGAUUCGAAGAUGUCCAUCCACCCUACUCACCAUCACAACAAUCGCCACCAAUGGCACCAGAGAUCUCUUGGCGUAUCAAAUCGCGCAGCUCACCAUCCAAAGACGAUCUCAACAACAACAACAACAACAAAUCCACCACUCCAACCUUGUCAUCAAAAAUCACAACAUCAUCUUCAGGAAAUUGUAAUAGUUACAGUCCAUACCAACGUUAUGAUAAAGACAAGAUCAUGGAUAUCAAAAAGUUGUUAUCACUAGGUGUUAACAGCAACAAUUCAAAUAACAACAACAAUAAUAAUAUAUCAGUACUUGACUCUGAUGAAGAUCCAUAUGAUAUCUCUUCACCAUUGUCAUCAGAUAACUCCUACCAUGGAAGUUCGCCAUAUAGCCAUUCCGUUUCCACCUUUAACCAACCAUCCAAUUUCAAAUUCAUCCACCCAAGCAAGAAAACCACCAACACUUCUUCGCUUUCCCCGAUUUCAUCACCAUUCCUCACAGACUCCAAUGAUAUAAACAACAAUAACAAUAACAACAGUUUCUCAAUGACUUCAUCUUCUCCAUCGUUUGCUCCACCAUUCCAACUCACUCCACCAUCCAACUUGACCUCAACCACACCAAACAACAGUACAUCACCAAAGCAUUUAUCAUCGCCAUCCAAACUCAUGAGACCGGAAUAUGGAGAUGAUCUCAUUGUUUCCAAGAUUCACCAAAUGAAAUCAAUUCUAAAUUAUUUACCAUUACUUAGAGUUAAAAAUAUAUCAGCAUCAUCAUCAUCCUCAUCUUUUAAAAUUCUGUCUGUUGUUCCUGUGUUUCUUUGUUUAAUGAUUUUAUAA